Aspergillus versicolor CBS 583.65 is the source of this 879-nucleotide messenger RNA. Its product is annotated as SDR family NAD(P)-dependent oxidoreductase. The coding region runs from base 37 to 849 and encodes 270 amino acids. The record is from RefSeq and is a predicted model, not a curated record. Gene Ontology annotation, molecular function: oxidoreductase activity, acting on the CH-OH group of donors, NAD or NADP as acceptor. The transcript has a single exon. Lineage: Eukaryota; Fungi; Ascomycota; Eurotiomycetes; Eurotiales; Aspergillaceae.
UUCCGGUAGUCAACCCAAGAUCGUCAACAUCAAGCCAUGUCUCAUUAUAACGGUAAAAUCGCAGUGGUUACAGGCGCCGCUCGAGGUAUCGGGCGGGCUGUCGCAUGUGAAUUUGCUGCCGCUGGGGCCGUUGUUGUCCUGGCUGAUAUUGAACUUGAAGCGCAAGAGGCUACAGUUUCUCAGUUACAGAAGGAAGGACACAAAGCUUUUGCAUACUUCUGCGAUGUUACCAGUGACGAUUCCGUGUCUUCCUUCGCAUCAGCUGUUCUCAAGGAAGUGGGCUGUCCAGACAUCAUCUACAACAACGCCGCCAUAAUGCACACAGGCAGCAUCCUCAACGCCCCUAUCGACAAUAUCCGGAAAGACCUUGAUGUGAAUGUCCUCGGCUAUAUUCGAGUUGUCCAACAAUUUCUCCCGUCCAUGGUUUCUCGAGGCUCAGGCUGGAUCAUUAAUACCGCGUCGCCCAACGCCUUUGUCCCCCCGCCAGCAGUUGCCGAGAAUCUCAUGAGCUACUGCAUCACCAAGGCGGCUGAAGUGUCUUUAAGCCAGUCCAUGGCAGUAACGCUUGUACCCAAGGGCAUCGAUGUUAGCGUUGUGUUUCCUGACAUCACCCACACUGAAGCUGUCAACGAGUUAUCAGGAACGGCAUCAGAUGAGUUUCAUGCCGCCAUUCCCGGUUUUAUGCAGAGCCAGGGUCGGCCGCCUGCUGACGUUGCUGCACAACUUGUCCGGGACUUGCGUCCUGAUAAGUUCUUCAUUAAUGCGUACGCUGGCUUCGAGAAGAUGUUGACGGUUUGGGCAGACCGGAAGCUGGACCCGGCUUAUGAUUACUUUGGGGAACAUAAGUAGAGCUCGCUAGAAAUUUAUUUCCGUAGUGUC